Messenger RNA from Oryza sativa Japonica Group (Japanese rice), 3302 nucleotides. Its product is annotated as putative receptor protein kinase ZmPK1. Gene Ontology annotation, molecular function: protein serine/threonine kinase activity; ATP binding. NCBI's taxonomy places the organism in Eukaryota, Viridiplantae, Streptophyta, Magnoliopsida, Poales, Poaceae. Gene Ontology annotation, biological process: protein phosphorylation; recognition of pollen. The record is from RefSeq and is a predicted model, not a curated record.
AGCUGGCUACAGAUCUGUAGCCCGCUACUCUUCUCUCUCUUCCUUUAUUUCUUUAAAUUAUGUUUAUAGCUGGCUUAUAGCCUACUAUUGUACCUGCUCUAAAGUUCUUUGUAGUCUUCUCUCAGCCUACCCAUAUAAUAGUUAGAUCUUUACAAUUAAUACAGGGUUCACUUGUCUCUCUCACAGAGUUUCUGGUUUUUAUAUCCAAACCGGCUGUAAGUUUACAACCCGCUUCUCUUUUCUUCUCUCCUCCACCUCAACAUUUAGCCGGCUUAUAACCUACUAUUAUACUUGCUCUAACCAAAGAACACAGCCACAGUUUCCAUGUUAUCUUUCGGUGGAACAAAGAACGAAUGUGAUGUGUGCUGAGAAUCUCAACCUCUCCCAGGCAAAGGAGAGCUGGAGAGGGUACACAGGAACCAAAAAAAAAAAAGCACACGUCAGAUUCUCGGUGAUCCAAUCCAAUGAACAAGAUCACGCGAGUAAAGUAACACUCGCUGCAGAUGAAAAUAAGCCAGCCAAACUCACCAGUCACCAGUCACCAUCCAGUGGCAAUGUGGCAUCUCGUCCUACAGUUAACGCAUAUGGGUAUCUGAUAUCUCAAGAGAUAUGGUCACAAGAUUGACAAGAAUCAGUGUCCCACAGGCCACAGGGCACAGCCUGCGCACACACAAAGAAGCCAAUAUCCUUUCCACUCGUCACCCCCCAACAACCAAAAAUCCAGAUGGGUAAGUUCCUGUGCCCACUCUUCAUUUCCUUCAUCUCCGUUCUUUUGUGCUGCGCCGCAUCUGCAUCCCCAUGGCAAACCACAGGCACAGGUACAUCUCUCCAGGUAGAUCAUGGAGAAACCUUCCUUGUUUCACCAGACACAACCUUCUCCUGCGGCUUCUACCCAUCUGGAGAUGACACAAACGCCUUCUACUUCUCCAUCUGGUUCACCCAUGCCACCGACAGGACGGUGGUCUGGACCGCAGACUCUGGCCUUCCGGUGAACGGCCAUGGCUCCAAGAUAUCCCUGAGCCAUGAGGGCAACCUGGCUUUUACCGAUGUCAAUGGCACCACGGUCUGGGAGAGCAAGACUGGCUGGGGCAAGCACACCACGGUGGCUCUGCUCAACAGUGGCAAUAUGGUAAUGAAGGCAUCCGACUCCGAGGAUAAGAUCGUGUGGCAGAGCUUCGACUGGCCUACUGACACCCUGCUACCAUCGCAGCGUCUCACAAGAGAGAAGAGGUUAGUCUCCCAAUCUGGUAACCAUUUCCUGUAUUUCGACAACGAUAAUGUCCUCCGGCUCCAGUACAAUGGACCAGAAAUCACAAGCAUAUACUGGCCAAGUCCAGACUACACCGCAGUGCAGAACGGCCGGACUAGAUUCAACAGCAGCAAGAUAGCGGUCCUGGACGACGAGGGCAGGUUCUUGUCAAGCGACGGGUUCAAAAUGGUAGCCCUGGAUUCAGGUUUAGGGAUACAGAGAAGGAUCACAAUUGAUUAUGAUGGCAACCUCAGAAUGUACAGCUUGAAUGCAUCAGAUGGCAACUGGACUAUCACAGGGGAAGGUGUAUUGCAGAUGUGCUAUGUGCAUGGAUUGUGUGGAAGAAAUGGAAUUUGUGAGUACUCACCAGGUCUCAGAUGUACUUGUCCUCCAGGAUACGAGAUGACUGAUCCCGAGAACUGGAGUAGAGGCUGCAGGCCAACAUUCAGCGUCAGCUGUGGCCAGCAACGCGAGGAUUUUACGUUCGUCAAGAUUCCUCAUGGUGACUAUUAUGGCUUUGAUCUGACUUCAAACAAGUCAAUCUCGCUUGAAGAAUGCAUGAGGAUUUGUAUGGACAGCUGCGUGUGCUUAUCUUUUACCUACAAAGGUGGAGAUGGUCUAUGUUACACUAAAGGCCUGCUCUACAAUGGCCAGGUUUAUCCAUAUUUUCCUGGAGACAACUACAUCAAACUUCCUAAGAACGUUGCUUCAACAUCCUUGAUCUCCAAACAUCAUGGUCUUACCUGCAAGCCAAAUGCUUCAAAAGUUAUGUUAGUAUCCAUAGAUGCAUACAGAAAAAAUUCUGACAACAUAAUGUGGGCAUACUUAUAUGUUUUUGCUACUAUAAUAGGAGCAGUUGAGUUGGUCUUUAUCAUGACAGGGUGGUACUUUCUUUUUAAAAUGCAUAACAUACCCAAGUCCAUGGAGAAAGGUUACAAAAUGAUAACAAGCCAGUUCAGGAGGUUUACAUACCGCGAAUUGGUGGAAGCAACGGGAAAAUUUAAAGAAGAGCUUGGAAAAGGUGGCAGUGGUACAGUUUACAGAGGAAUACUUGGGGAUAAGAAGGUGGUUGCAGUAAAGAAACUUACAGAUGUUAGACAGGGUGAAGAGGAAUUUUGGGCAGAAGUGACGUUAAUUGGGAGGAUCAAUCACAUAAAUUUGGUCAGAAUGUGGGGAUUCUGCUCAGAGGGUCGUCAGAGGUUAUUAGUCUACGAGUAUGUGGAAAAUGAGUCAUUGGAUAGGUACCUUUUUGAUGACAGUGGCACCAGAAAUUUGCUCUCAUGGAGCCAACGGUUCAAGAUUGCCUUAGGAACAACUAGAGGCCUUGCCUACCUCCAUCAUGAAUGCCUUGAAUGGGUUGUUCAUUGUGAUGUUAAGCCAGAAAACAUACUGCUGAACCGAGAUUUUGAAGCCAAGAUAGCAGACUUUGGGCUAUCCAAACUUUCAAAGAGAGACAGUUCUACCUUUAACUUCACUCAUAUGAGAGGCACAAUGGGCUACAUGGCACCAGAAUGGGCACUGAAUUUGCCAAUCAAUGCAAAGGUCGAUGUUUACAGCUAUGGGGUUGUGCUUCUGGAGAUUGUGACUGGGACUAGAGUUUCAAGUGGGAUAACAAUAGAAGAAGAAAACAUAGACUUGAUGCAAUUCGUGCAGGUGGUAAAACAGAUGCUCACUAGUGGUGAGGUCCUGGACACUAUAGUAGACAGUAGGCUGAAAGGCCAUUUCAAUUGUGAUCAAGCAAAAGCGAUGGUGAAAGCAGCUAUUUCAUGUCUUGAGGAAAGAAGCAAGAGGCCAACAAUGGAUCAAAUCGUAAAAGAUCUCAUGGUAUACGACGAUGAAGAUUAUCACCCAGCAUACUUUUGACCACUUGUAAUCAGAAUAUAUAUAUAUAUAUAUAUAUAUAUAUAUAAAUAAAGCGAGCAAAGGCUUAGUCCCCUGCCCAUAGGUCCCACGCUAUUCUUAGAAGAAAAAACAGUACCAAAAUGCAAAUAUGUCAUUCUGUAUCAUGUGUGCCUUACAACAUGAAAUAGAAAUGUUAGAUAUAUUCUUUUCA